Molecule: messenger RNA, 853 nt
Organism: Meloidogyne enterolobii
Lineage: Eukaryota; Metazoa; Nematoda; Chromadorea; Rhabditida; Meloidogynidae
Source: the annotation of a GenBank genome assembly
UAUAAAAUGGAGGAGGAAGUUGGAACUGAUGAUGACAUGCACACUGCUGAUGAAGAAGGGAAAACGCCUUUAAGAAAAGGCCAAUUAAAUGAGCGGGAAUUACAACAAAAGCUCGCGGCGCUUGAAAAGGAAAUCGCCAAACUUGGAAUAAACAGAAUGCGUGAAGGAUUACCUCUUCCAGAAUUUUAUUCGGGAAUAGAGGAUUUUGAGGCUUACCUUCGUAGAUUCAAUAAGAUUGCCACCGCACAUCAGUGGAGUGGGACGCGUUGCACCCAAAUAUUACCUUUAUAUCUGUUGGAGGAAGCUCGCGCGAUAUAUGAUUCUUUGGGCGCGGACUCUAAAAAUACGUGGAAAGGAUUGACAGACGCCUUGGCGAUAAAAUUGAAAAAAUUAAAUACAAAAGAAUCAGCGCGUAGGAUGUUGACUAACAGAAAACAAAAAUCUAAUGAAUCUAUAAUUGAAUUUGCGCAGGUUAUUCGCGGUCUAAUAAACAAGGCUUUUCCAGAAAAUUCCUUUAAAAAAGUUGUUCUUGAGACGGAAGAGGCGAGAACUCAGAGAAUUAAAGAUUGGAGAGAUGACCUUGCUAAAGACUAUUUCAAAAAUGGAAUUAAAUUGGAAAUUAAGGAAAAAUUGGCAUUUAUUACAACGGAUACACUAGAAGACACUAUUAACCAAGCCAAACAGAUUGAGGAGGUGCAAAAUGCUUUGAAAGAGGAUAGAAUGAGUUAACGCUGUAAAAGCGCAGGUAAAUGAACUAAAGGAGAAAUUUGAUAAUCGCAUGACAACACAACCUUUCGGGGAAAUUAUAAUAAUUGGAGAGGAAAUUUUAAUACUCGUGGCAAUUGGAACCAAA